Molecule: messenger RNA, 1257 nt
Organism: Carica papaya (papaya)
Lineage: Eukaryota; Viridiplantae; Streptophyta; Magnoliopsida; Brassicales; Caricaceae
Source: RefSeq, a predicted model, not a curated record
CAGAGUACAUAUAACACUUUUGCGAAAUCUCUGUCUCGAUGGCUUUGUUUUGGCGUCAAAGCAAAUAAUUAUCCAACAGCUGAUGGGAUAAGCUAUCUUGAGGCCAAACAUUUGUUGCUUCUAAGCUAUUGCCAGUCACUUGUUUAUUAUUUGCUACAGAAGGCAAAAGGUCUUUCCAUUGAGGGACAUCCAGUAGUUAGCAGUCUUGUGGAAAUAAGGUUGUUUCUGGAGAAGAUUCGACCAAUUGACAAGAAACUCCAGUAUCAAAUUCAGAAGCUUACAAGGGUGUCCACUACAGAGAAACCAGGUCUCAGUGAAAAGGAUCCGGAAGUAUCUAAGAAGUCGGAGGAUCUGUUGAAAUAUCGCCCAAAUCCUGACAUGCUUGUUAGCAAAACAGACUCAAUUCCAGAGGAUGGCACAUAUCGACCCCCCAAAUUUGCACCUGUUUUUAUGGAGGAUGAUAAGAUCUCAAAGCAGGAAAGAAAUGCAUUAAGAAGGGAGAAGGAGAUUUUGAAGCAAGCUACACAAAGUAGAUACAUGAAGGAAAUCUUGAAUGAGUAUGAGGGGAGACCUGAGGAGGUUAGGGAUUUUGUUGGAGCUGAGAGUAGGGAACUCGACAAAUUUAGGGCAGAGUGGGAAGAACGUGAACGCCAAGAGGAGGAGCUUUUCACUCGUGUUCCUCGUACGAGAGAAGAGAGGAAGAGGGAAAAGCACUUAAAGAAAUCAAGAAAUGGGUUGGCUGGCCUCACUGAAGAUUUCUCUGAUAUCAAGUUUUUAUCCACGGGGGAUGACGCUGAUGAGCGGACAACAGGCUUCAGAAGCAGUAGAAAUGGGAUAGGGAACCUUAAGAAACGAAAGAGGAAGCAUUGAAAUACCAAAAUCUAAGGUUUACAGAGCAAUGAAGGGAGUUGUAGUCUUUCAGUUCUUUUUCCAGUGCCAAUUCUUAUAUAACACACCAAUGGAUUCAUCGCAGUUACUACUUUGCUUCAUAUGUUUACUUCUGAUUUCUUAACGAAUAUCUGGACUGUGCGUUAGAUAUCUGUAGGGUUUGCCAAAGAUAAUUGCAGAAUAGUCAUUAGUAUUUUAUAAAGUAAACUGGUUGUUCUAUGGACAAAUUUUCAUCCAUAUGUAUAUCAAGGCAGUUUUGAAUUUGUGGAUUCUAGAUAUCUAGAUUGCUUGCGUUCUUUGAAUCGGAACAUCUGGAUGUUGUAGACAGAAGGCAGCCUCUAUGAAAGAACAGAAUUCAGUUGUCUAAAA